UGACACGGAACGACGAGACGAGACUUCUUUCUUUUUGUAACCUAAUAUGUUUUUGUAACCUCAUAAAUUUAUAUCAGAUUUGAAUUUUAUCUUACAUAAAUUUGCCAGUUUUACAUCCACAUUUACACCUACAGUAAUUGUAAUUAAAAGAUUAUUAAAAUUGCAUAGCAAAGUUGCAAUGGAUCUCGCUGAAUUAACUGAAAACAUGUCAAUAUCAAGUGGUUCACAAACUAAGCGUGAAGACUACAUAGACUGGACAGAAUAUUUUAUGGCUAUAGCAUUUUUAGCGGCAAAACGCAGCAAAGAUCCAACCUACCAAGUAGGAGCAUGUGUGGUAAACACAGAGAAGAAAAUUGUUGGCAUUGGGUAAGCUUCCCUAAAUUGUUUUAAGU
Molecule: messenger RNA, 392 nt
Organism: Ostrinia furnacalis (Asian corn borer)
Lineage: Eukaryota; Metazoa; Arthropoda; Insecta; Lepidoptera; Crambidae
Product: deoxycytidylate deaminase-like
Exons: 2
Coding region: 179-370 (63 amino acids)
Cellular component (GO): cytoplasm
Molecular function (GO): dCMP deaminase activity
Source: RefSeq, a predicted model, not a curated record